Messenger RNA from Brienomyrus brachyistius, 1473 nucleotides. RefSeq names its product mitotic spindle organizing protein 2B (gene mzt2b). Lineage: Eukaryota; Metazoa; Chordata; Actinopteri; Osteoglossiformes; Mormyridae. The transcript is spliced from 5 exons. The coding region runs from base 144 to 773 and encodes 209 amino acids. The record is from RefSeq and is a predicted model, not a curated record. Gene Ontology annotation, cellular component: spindle; centrosome.
AGGAGGGACACACCCGGUUGGGAGAAGGGGAAAAAGCGGUACGCAUAUCUGGUUCGGAGACGUUUUUGAUACUUCUGAGUAUCCGUAGUACGGAAGCUGAUGGCGGUUUUGUUUCCUUCGAUGGACAUUAAGUAAAGUCAGGUAUGGCUCAUCCUCAGCAGUCCGCGACCCUGCCAGGAGGGCCGGAGUCCGCCUCCGUAGGGGUUACUGUCAGCGGCAGUGUGCAGAAGUAUGCCAUCAAGAAGAAGAAGAUCCUCAACGCCGAGGAGAGCGAACUCUUCGAGCUGACCCAGGCAGCUGGGAUUGUCAUGGACCAAGAGGUCUUCAAGAUCAUUGUGGACCUGCUGAAGAUGAACGUUGCCCCGCUGGCUGUCUUCCAGACCCUGAAGGCCAUGUGUGCGGGCCAGCGCAUUGCAGAGUCCUCAGCCGGGGACAGUUCUGUGACACCUCAGCCUCCCACUGCUCCCCCAGAAGCCAGAGUGGACAGCUCUGUUUUGUCUGGCAAGAGCAGUAAAAUCCCUGCACCUCUCCCUCAGUCCUCUGGCUUGCGGCCGGCGAGAGUAAACACAAAGAUUGUGGUCUACAGCCCAGCUGACUCUUGCUCGCCUCUCUCUCAAGCCGUGCGCAGCAAGACGGGCCCGAGCCACGGGGAGAAGAACGCACGGGACGGCUCCAGCCAGAGGGUGCCACGCCAGCCCAGCGCCUCCCGGGGCCCAAAGAGCGGAAAGAGUUCUGGCAGUAGCAGCUCCUCCUCACAGCUGACAUCCAGCUAGGGUGUUUCUGUAUGAGCGCCCCCCUCAGCUUCGGUGGUCUUAUUGCAGCUAGCCCAGAGGGGGGGGGGGUUAUCCUUCAUUAACUAGGCCAGUACCGCUCAGAAAGCCACCGUCCAGACAGUUUGAGUGGACAGUGAACUUGACUGAUCGUUUUUUGGGCCAGUAGCGUGUUUUACAGAGCCGGACUUGCCUGUUAUCUGCCAGCUUGCCCUACAGUUUCUUAAUUUUCCAUCACAACAACCAGUUAUAUUUCUGGCUUAUAAAACUUUCAACAAAAACAUUAAGGUCAUAUUAAAAACCAAAAAUGAUGAAUUAGGCCUCUUCAGGGCCAUGGUUGACGCCGCCUCUUUUCACUAUUUGGUUACUCAGGCUAUCUAGUAGGUAAAUUCCUGUGUUCAAGAACACGUCACCUUUUAUUACAUGUGAACGCUUUCAUCAAGCAUGUUGAUUUUCUUAUUAAUCCUUGUGUUGUCAAGAAGCAAAAUACACAUCCCUGGCAUAGGGGCUUAGCUUUUACUUGGAAUGAACAUUGCAUAUUUUGACUUUCCCUUUGCAGUUCAUAUUUUUAUAUAUCUUGUUUUAUGUACUUUGGUUUUAAUCUUUAUGGUAGGUCAUUCAGAAAAUAGCCAUGCCCUUUGUUUUUUUUGAAAAAUUGCAAGCACUUUUGUAAGAUAUUUGAAAUAAACAUUACGUCUUUGUG